AGGGUAUCUGGCAACCCAGCUCAUGGGAAAAGCAGAAAACGCGUGCAGCCAUCAACAGAACAACAGCGGAAGGCCACCAUCUCACACAACAUCAUCAACCACACAAGAACAUGGAGGUUAUCGGCGAGACUCCGAAGAAAAGUGGAAGCGAAAGUGCACCAUGCAAGCCCACCACGUUGUUGGCCACUCAAACGGAAGGAUCGGCGGAACUAGCCGAACUGUUGAACGCCGAGGUGCCAAAGAAGGAUGAAAAGUUGGUCGCUACCCUUCGUCAACAAAUCCCGGACAUCGAUAACAUUUUCAGGAUCCAUCGUAAGAUUGGUCAUGGUACGUUCAGCUCGGUGUUUCUUGGUUCGCUCAAGUGCCACGAGAGGCUUCCGACCGAGCGCAGGAAGCUUUUCGCUAUCAAGCACGUAGUUCCCACUAGUCACCCGAGUCGUAUCGAACGGGAACUGCGCUGCAUGAUGCAGAUCGGCGGCGCAGGGAACGUGGUCGGUGUGGAUCUGUGCCUGCGGCGGCAGGAAUCGGUGGCAUUCGUGAUGCCAUACAUUGCGCACGACCAGUUUCAUCAGUAUUACGACAAGAUGGGCCCGGCGGAGGUGCAGUUGUAUAUGCGGAAUCUGUUGGUGGCACUCAAGCGAGUACAUGAGUUCAACGUGAUUCAUCGGGACGUCAAACCGAGCAACUUUCUGUACAAUCGAAAGCAACAGAAAUUUUUGCUGGUAGAUUUUGGUCUGGCUCAGGAUAUCAGUUAUCGUAAGGUCGCCAGCAAAGAAUCCUCAGGAGAUGCUGAUAAAACUGGAAAAAGACGUCUUUCUGGUGCUACUGGUCCCGACGGGAACCAUCUUGGUUGCGACGAUGUUGGCCUCCAGCAGCAGCAGAAACGGGUCAAAUUAGCUGAUGAUAAUCUGGAGAAUAGUACAACUAACCAGACUGUUGAACAGGGUGCUGUUGUUGGCGCAUCGCAAGGACAACAAGCGCCUGCAAUCUUCAAGACCCCAUUGAAACAGUCGAAUCAAAUCAUCUCACCGAUGAAGCUCUCGAAUAUAACUAAGGAUCUCUACGGCUCGCCGCUAGUUCGGCAGGUUAAGUCAACCGUGCUGGGAAUAAGUACCAAUAUUAAAGCUGCAACGCAACGUCAGCAGCAACAACAACAGGGUCUACUGAAUACAUCAGCAUCGAUUGCACCAAUCCCUCCGAAAACUGCCACGGGUGCAACAAGAAAUCUUUACCAAUCAUCUGGAGUCAAAUCGGAUGCUAUUUGCGAGUGCUUCGGUAAGAGCCAAGUUUGUAACAUCUGUCUGGUUAAGAAAGAGAUGCAAGCUUCGCGCGCCGGAACACCCGGUUAUCGUCCCCCAGAAGUACUGCUAAAGUAUCCUGAUCAAACGACCGUAGUCGACAUCUGGGCUGCAGGCGUCAUGUUCCUUAGUAUUCUGUCCCGGUGUUAUCCUUUUUUCAAAAAUUCUGAUGAUUUUCACUCGCUGGCCGAGAUCAUCACCGUUUUUGGUGAUCAGCGCAUCAAAAAGACUGCCGCACAUCUAGGUCGUCACGUUAAAACAGCACAACGCAAACAACCAUUGGACCUGCGCAAACUUUGUCUUCGUUUGCGUUUCCGUUUUCGCCGCCUCCGGACACGUCAGCAACAGCAGCAGGACCAGCAGACGGAGGAACCCGCGGCUACGUUUGCGAACAGCUGCGACAACUGUCAGCAGCGACUGGACGAAUGUUUAUGCGAACAUUCCGAAGCCAAUCGAGACUUCACCGAGGACGAAUUUUCCGAUUCCGCUUACGAGCUGUUGCGCAAGCUGCUGGAAAUCAAUCCGCACAACCGCAUCUCGGCCGAGGAAGCUCUACAACAUCCCUAUUUUCAAGAGAGCUUCUAGGCUACACUUAUACAUUUCUUGCCCGAAUCAGCGUUAGGGGCCGAUUGCUACAAAAAAAAACAUACAUAAGUAUUAUUAUUGGAGAGAUCUCCGGAACAAACCAUUAAUGCCAAUUUUUCUCUCAUAUGUAAGAGAAUUCCAUUCAUGUGAAAUCAGACGAUAGAUUACAUUUUUCGCUAGACAAAAAUAACUGUUCGUCGUAGGAUUAAUUAGCAAAAAAAUCAUGCGAAAAAAACGUGUUUCUCUAAGAGAUCUUUGAACAAAAAGACAAGUUCUUUCAUACAAAAGAAGCAAAAAUAUGUGGGUGUGUAAUUUGUUUUUAACUUAUUUAAUUCAAACCGAAAUUAUUUAUUUGAAGAAUAAAACUGUAACCUGAACGUGUACUCUGUGAGUUAUGUAAAACUAAAAAGGUAAAUGUCGUAAGGCGAGGGAAAGGAAGUAUUACAUCAUCUAUUCAAGCUCGAGGUGCUCACAACCGGCACUUGCAACAAUGACAGAGAGAUCCAGACUUUACAUGUAAGUGAAACUAAAAAAAAAAGAGGCAAUAAAUGUAAUCAAUAAGA
Molecule: messenger RNA, 2446 nt
Organism: Uranotaenia lowii
Lineage: Eukaryota; Metazoa; Arthropoda; Insecta; Diptera; Culicidae
Gene: Cdc7
Product: cell division cycle 7-related protein kinase
Exons: 2
Coding region: 111-1883 (590 amino acids)
Biological process (GO): mitotic DNA damage checkpoint signaling; protein phosphorylation
Cellular component (GO): nucleus
Molecular function (GO): protein serine/threonine kinase activity; ATP binding
Source: RefSeq, a predicted model, not a curated record